Molecule: messenger RNA, 4218 nt
Organism: Spinacia oleracea (spinach)
Lineage: Eukaryota; Viridiplantae; Streptophyta; Magnoliopsida; Caryophyllales; Amaranthaceae
Exons: 15
Coding region: 1451-3532 (693 amino acids)
Source: RefSeq, a predicted model, not a curated record
CCAAAAGAAUACUCCAUAAAGGAAGGGUGAUGGGAGCCAACCAUACACCAAAUAAUAAAUAAUAAUAUCGGGCCAUACCGAGUGUCGGGCCAUACCGACGGAAUUCCUGCGCAUAAUAUGAAUGAAAAAAUGUCUUGUAUCAUUAGUAGGAGAUUAAGCUUUCCGGCAAGUCUCCCCCCACUGUUCAUACUCAAGGUAUAUACGUUCCAAGAGUUUUGAAGCUUGUUCUGGUUGCACUUUACGUUUAUUAAUAUUUUAUUAAAGGCGAACUCAAGACUCAACAACAUACACACAUACAAUUAAUAAACAACAACCAAAACAAUCUUAUUUUAAUGCUUUAGGACUUGUGAUCAACAAAGCAAGACAUUGUGAAAUUACUACCAGGUUCCUCCUCACAAAAGUGAGACUCCACAUCAUGCCCAUUAACAUGAGGGUUGUGCCCUUGCACGACAAAUCCUAAUUCAUUUCAUGUAAUAUUCCCAACUGAACCCUACAUGUGCGGUGGCUUACGUGAGCUAACCCUUCACAUGUGGUAAAAAUAAGUAGUACAACAUGGUACGAAUAAUUGGAUCAAAAGUAUGCUAUACAUCCCAUACAAUAGCAUAAUAAUAAAUAAUCCAUCCCUUCCAUGUGAAAACAACCCAUACAUGCAUAAAUAUUGAACAACAUGAUGGAUAAUGAACACUAGUGGAAAAAACCCCUAUUGUAGCCCCCUUGUUGAGGGGGGCAUACAUAAGCGCGCCUCAAUAACCACUUAGUCAACGCGGGUCAAACAUUUUACUAACAGGUUGAGGGGGGCUUUUCUGGUGUUCGCUUCUAUAGAGGUUGUUGAAGGGGGCUUUUAAUUGCCCCCCUCAAUAGACAAUAGCUAAAGGGGCGGGCUUUUGUUUGUUCUCUUCAACAGGGCUUCACAACAUUUAAUUCAAUUAAAACUUCUCACCGCCAAACCUUCUCACCCUAAACCUUCUAUUCCAACGCAACGGAUUGAAGGCGAUCGAGUUCGCAGCUCUCCUCACCGCGCGGCUCCACCGCCACCAUCACCACCACCACCUUCCUCACCGCGCGGCUCCACCACCACCAUCUGAAGGCGAGUUGCCCCCGACCGUCGUCUUUCCUACCACCGCGCGACUCUGUUUCACAUAAUCUGUCAAGAUCCUGCAGAACUUUCCACUACUGUUUUAGGGAUUGGUAAUAACUAUUAGUUGGGACAAGUUUUCUUCUUCACACUCAAGCUGUGCUUUCUUCGCAAACCUGGAGGACUAUACAGUGUAAAUAAAUCUGUUACCCCACCUUUUACACAAGGACCGUAGCUAGCAUGGAUGAUCAUCGUGAUAAUGAAAUACAGGGAAUUGAUGGAGCUAGUCAUCCUACGGGGGAAUCACAAGGUACCAACACUAGUAAAAAGACCAAAUUCCAUGGUCCGUCAAAAGGAGUUUAAGCCAAAAAGCCCAUGUAUCUUCAGUAUAAUCAAUAUGGAAUCCCCGAUGGAGAAUACGGGAAGCAAGUUGGGUCUUGUGCUGCUAGAAUUAACAUUAAUGUGAAAGAAUAUUCAACGUUAGAUGAACACACAAAGAAAGGGUUUUGGGAGGAGACCAAGCUUAUGUUCCACAUUAUUGAUGAUCCGGCUAAAAGGAGAGAAAAAUAUUUUCAUAUGUGUGUGGCGAAACGCUUUGGAGCUUUCAAGUCCCGGUUAACGCGGCGUUGGAUAACUAAGAAAGAAAAAAUGCCGAAACAUCAGACAAAUGACAUGCCUUGGGACAUCUACCAUCAAAUCACAGAGGAUGAUUGGAAAACAUUUGUGAUGGAACGAAACAAGCCGGAGAUGUUGGUUCGUAGAGAAAAAGCAAGUAAAAGUGCAUUACAAAACAAGCACCCACAUCGCACAGGCCAAAAGGGUUAUGUUAGAAAGAGACCAGAGUGGAUAAAUGAUGGGCGACUACCGCCAGAGGCAGCUUUAACCCUCUCAAGUGGCUCCUCCUCAGUGACCUCAUCACUCACCACAGCGCCAGAUAGAUUUAAGAAGUUUAGAUCAGUAGAGUGGAUCUUGGCUCAUCAAGUUAAAAACAAAGAGGGAAAGUGGGAAGUUAACCCGAAUGAUAAGGAAGCCGUAAAUAUUGCUAAGAUGGUUUUGGAGUACAUAGAAGAAGAGGGAAAAGGAAAUAUUUCUUUCACCCAGGGAGAAAAUGCCCUCACCAAGGCUAUGGGAAAAAAGGAUCACCGUGGGCGUGUCAAGGCAACAGGUGGAGUUAAUGUCGGUUACAAAGUUGCUUUCGGUCCAAUAGACCAAAGUAGUAGAUGUGGCCAUAUUGAACCAUCACUGGAGGCAGUCGAAUCAAUCAGAGCUUCGAUGAGAAGGGAGUUUGAAGAUCAAUUAGAGAGAAAGGUGGCGGAGGCCCUCCAAAAGCAACUAGCCACAUUGAAAGCAACCAGUCAACUAAACACCCGUGCACUCGUAACCUCUUGUCCGAGUUCAUCGCAGCAACCACGCGAGUUGAAGGCCAUAACUCCCUGUCGUCUUGCCCUUGAGGAUAAAGUUUUGGGUAACAAAUUGAUAGUGGCAGAUGGUAUGGCGUACCCAUUGGAUGGUUCGUUGCACCAACACUUUAGAUCGAUGAAGCCUAGUCAUUAUAAGGUCCAAGUUGAUUGUAUUUACGACGGACAUGAUGAUGACACUCUUCCGGUACCUACUGGAGAUGGAUUCAAUAACUUAGGCAGGGCUCUUGCUAGUUUUGUGCAAUGGCCAAUUCACUUGGUGAUUUUCGAAGAAGACGAGGACUCUACUCCACGCCCAACAAAGAAGUCCAGGAGUAAAAUUUGUGAAGAGGUGGUUGGUAGCUCCAAAGAGAAGAAAAACGAAUUAAUUGUCAAAGAGAAGACAACAGAAUUAGUUGUCAAAGAUAAGACAACAACAUUAGCGGCCAAAGAGAAGGCAACACUUGAUUUAGGGUCCAAAGAGAAGACAACACUGAAGUUAACGACCAAGGAAAAUUCAUGCUCAAAUAAGUUGGAGUCGAAAUCGAAAUCUAAGAACUCUAAGAAAUCCAAAGAGAUGGUAGGUAGUUGUGAUCGUAAAACUGAAGAAUCGGCGGCCAAAAGUAAGAAGCAAACUUUGGCAGACAACACAAUUCAAGGUCUUGGCCCAUCAUGCAAUUAUUUGAAGUUUAUCAUCACUACGGUGCCCGGUGAAGUAUAUAAAAAUACUUCAAUCUCAUUGCCCGCUUCGGUUUGGCAUUAUGACGAAGAUCGAAAAACUUAUGUACUUGAGGUUGACGUUGAAGAGUUCCUUAGAGGGGCCUGCCUCAACAUUUCAGUGAUCCAAGUCUAUAUGAUGUGUUUACUCCACGAGCACACCUUUGCAUUUGACAACUCUCAGAUUGGGUUUGUUUGUCCCGAGGCGAUGUCAAACUCUAGAUGCAAGGCCAACCCUCAUGUUGUAUCAAUGUAUUUGAAAGUAGUUUUCGAUGCUGAAAUUGAAAAGGAGAAGAAGGGUGAUUCUAACAUUACCAAGUGGUUUUUGAUCCCAUACCAUUAAGAAAAUCAUUGGAUUUUGUACGUGUUAGACCUACGUAGAGGUUGUGCAUAUAUUUUCGACUCUGCGAAAGGUUCCAAACGAGAAAAUAAUGUAUGGGGAAUCUUGUGUUUGGCAUACCAAGUGUACAAGUUUAAUAAUGGAAUUUGUCCAAAUAGAGCGACUACGCAGGGGUUGAAAGGCUACCCUAUAAAGUGUGCUCUACAAGUCGGCGCCCGCGAGUGUGGCUAUUACGUUAUGAAGUUCAUGCAUGAAAUAGUCACGUUACACCAUAACUCCGAUGAGCGGUUAGAUAUUGCUUACACUCCAAGAAAUGCGCCUUAUACCGAUGAGGAAAUAGAUGUGGUUCGUGAGCAAUGGGCUAAGUUUUUUACAACCGAGUAUUUAUUUACUUAGGUUGUUUAGACACAAAGAUGGAAGCGUUUAUAUCUUCAUGGAUUUGGCUAGGGAUCGAGUCGAUUGGAAGAAAGUCAACACGACCUUAAUUAAGGUUUGUAAUGCAUGAUCUAAAGGGACCUAGCUAAGUGGCUGGAUUAGAGAAAUUUGUUAGAUUAGCUCUCUAGCCUUUUGUCUUUAGUUGUUAAUAUUAGUUGUAAUUUGUUAGACUAGCUAGGUGUUUAAAAAUUGUAAACGUACGUACUAUAUAUACGCUUUGCUCUGUUGGGUUAAUAUAAAUGAAGUUAAUGUAA